AUGGCAACAAACUUCGAGUUCAUUAUUGUUGGCGGCGGAGCAGCGGGGGCAGUUAUCGCGUCCCAGCUGGCAAAUACAGCGCGGGCACCUUCAGUCUUGCUGGUCGAGGCAGGAAGCGACCCUCGUGCCUCUGAUCCUCAACUACGGGCGCCGGCGGAUCGCACGCUUUGGAGUUUAAGCAACCAGAAACUUCUAGACCAUGGACACGUCUCGAUACCGCAGAAGGAGCUACUAGAGCGACGACUUCCCUAUAGACGGGGCCGGGCGCUGGGUGGGAGCACCGUCACGAACUACAUGGCGUACCUCUAUGGAACCAUGGCAGACUACGAUGCCUGGGCAGAGCUGGUGGACGAUCCAGUGUGGAGGUGGGAGCAUGUUCAGGAGGUGUUUAAAUCUCUUGAAACAUACCUUGUUGAGCUCCCCGCUGGAAUGGAGGCCUAUGUAAAUCCUUCCCGGAGAGAUCAUGGCGAUAGCGGACCCAUCAAAAUAUCAUUUCCACGAAUGUGGGAGAAGGAAGGGAAGAAGCUCCUUGAAGCCGGUACAGAAAUAGGGGUUCCUAUAUGCCUGGAUGUAAAUUCCGGAAACCCCAUGGGUAUCUCUCUGAAAGUCUCAACCCACGACCAUGCCGAGCGCACCACAAGCGCGUCUGCAUUCCUUGCUUCUCCACCGGCCAAUCUACAUAUAUGGACUGACUGUCCAGUAAGUCAACUCCAGCUUAACGGAAGAAGAGUUGUUGGCGUACAGUGCGUGGAUGGCAGGCAGGCAACAGCGACAAAGGAGGUCAUUAUCUGUGGAGGCUCGAUCGACAGCCCAAAAAUCCUCCUUCUGUCUGGUAUUGGUCCCGUCGGAGAAUUAUCUGACCUCGGAAUCGAAGUGGUACAAGAUCUACCAGGAGUUGGUGAAGGUCUUCAAGAGCACCCCGGGGUCCCGAUGAUGGCACGAAUGACUGGCUCCUUCUCGGAUCGCUGGGCGUUUGAAAAGUCUCCGCAAAAGCAGAGGGAAGCUGCUGAGCAGUGGACGAGAGACAAAACCGGCCCACUAUCUGACGGUCACAGUAACAUGGCGUUCCUAUUCAUGAAGAUUCCCGAGCUCCAGACCACGACUGAGUUCCAAGGCCUGGACGACAAGACGAAGCAAUUCCUACAGCAACCGUGCGUGCCACACUACGAGAUGACGGCUGGCGGGCCCAAUUUCUUUCCCGAUAUGGAUUUCGGCGAUGAUUCAUAUCUGGCAGCGCUGGCGGUUGGAAUGAAUUGUCAAUCCCGGGGCAAGGUGAGUCUAGCAUCGGCGGAUCCGAGGGAUAUACCCAAUCUGGAUUUCAACUUCUAUGACCACCCAUACGACAUGCGGAUGAUGGUGGAAGGGAUGCGCAAGACACUGGAAUUCUUCAACUCGAAAACCUUGUCGCCGUACCUGAAAGGCCCUGUUUUGAUGCCGGAAAGUAGGUCUGAAGAGGAUAUUGUGGACUAUAUUCGGAAACAAACCCAGGCCGCCCUACAUGCAACUGGUACCGUCAGAAUGGGUCCGCGUUCUGACAAGAUGUCCUGCGUCGACUCAAGUUUCAGGGUCUACGGGGUUGAAGGCCUCCGUGUGGCAGACAUGAGCGUGUGCCCUCUCCUUCCAAAUAGCCAUACCCAGGCCACGGCAUACCUUAUUGGUGCUGUGGCGGCAGCGAAGCUGGUGGCGGAGUACCGACUGCAGUCAAAUGACAAGAUAUGA
Molecule: messenger RNA, 1719 nt
Organism: Fonsecaea multimorphosa CBS 102226
Lineage: Eukaryota; Fungi; Ascomycota; Eurotiomycetes; Chaetothyriales; Herpotrichiellaceae
Exons: 7
Coding region: 1-1719 (572 amino acids)
Molecular function (GO): flavin adenine dinucleotide binding; oxidoreductase activity, acting on CH-OH group of donors
Source: RefSeq, a predicted model, not a curated record